GCGUGCGUGACGAGCGUGACUGCCCGCAGGUGACCGCACGCGUGUGUGACGGGUGGGUGAGCGGGCGGGCGGCUGUGGCUGGGCAGACGCGUCGACGAUGAGUGCGGUGAGUGAAUCGCAGAACAUCGAGCAGGCCACUGCUGCCAUCCAACAGCCAGACAACAAGACCAGGCGCUACGAUCGCCAGCUUCGACUCUGGGCCGCAUCCGGCCAGAAUGCGCUCGAGGCGUCCCGCAUCCUCAUCCUCUCCUCCUCCGCAACCGCAACCGCCGUCCUCAAGAACCUCGUCCUCCCCGGCAUCGGCCACUUCACCAUCCUCGACAGCGCCCUCGCCUCCCCCGCCGAUGCGGGCAACAACUUCUUCCUCGCGGGCCCCUCCAGCAUAGGCAAGCCCCGCGCCCAGGAGGCCGUCCCGCUCCUGCGUGAACUCAACGACAGCGUCGAGGGCGAGGCCGUCGUCAAAGACGUCCACGACCUCCUCAAGACCGACGAGGGCAGGGCGUUUGUCAGCGGAUUCUCGCUGGUCAUCGCCCACAACCUGCGGAAGGACACCCUCGACGAGCUCGCCAAGCUCCUCUGGGCCGAUCUCAGCAAUCCGUCGUUGCUCGUCGUCCGCUCCGCCGGCUUCCUCGCCGAGUUCUUCAUCCAGUACCACGAACAAUGCGUCUCUCAACCCCACACCGACGAGAACGUACCCUCACUCCGAAUCAUCCGUCCCUUCCCCGCCAUCGCAAAAUGGGCCAGCGAGCUCGACUUUGACAAGCUCGACCCCACCGACCACGGGCACGUCCCCUUCGUCAUCAUCCUCCUGCGCGCCGUCGAGGACUGGAAGAAAUCGCACGACGGCAAGCUGCCCGCGACGAUGCCCGAGCGCAAGGCGUUCAAGGCGCAGAUCGCCGCGAUGCGCAAGAAGAUCGACGAGGAGAACUUCGACGAGGCCGAGGCGCAGGCCUGGCGCGUCUGGUCCGACCCUCCAGUCCCCGGCGCGGUCCAGACGCUCUUCGGCCUGACGCCGCUCACGCCCGCCACGCCCAACGCGGCCUUCCACGCGCUCCUGCAGACCCUCAACGCGUUCGUCGCCGCGCCCGACGGCCCGGGGUGCCUCCCCCUCAGCGGCGCGCUGCCCGACGUGCACACGGACACGGAGAGCUACGUCAGGCUGCAGACGGCGUACAAGGACUGGGCCGCCGUCGAGAAGACGCGCUUCAAGGAGUUGCUGAAGGAGGGGUUCCCGGCGCUCGCGCCCGCGAUCGACGACGAGGACGUCGACACGUUCGUCAAGAACGCGCACCAUGUCCGCGUGCUGCGUGGGCGGCGCUGGGGCGAGUGGGACGCGGACAAGGAGGCACUCGCCUCUUCGCUAUCGAUCUUCCCGCGCGAGACGGCGACGCACCUCGGUCUGUCGGCGUUGUCGACCCUUCUGAACAAGGCCCCGGAUGGCUCGACCGUGACUGUGGACGGGCUGCGCGCUGAGGUCCAGCAGCUCGUCGGGCAGGGUGUCGCGCUCCCCAAGGAGGUGGACAAUGCCAUCGGAGAACUCGCCCGCGCGCCGACCGCGGACCUGCCCAACACCGCCGCCUUCCUCGGGGGCAUGGUCGCGCAGGAGGCGAUCAAGAUGAUCACGAAGCAGUACGUGCCCGUGAACGGGUUCUGCGUCAUCGACAUGGUCGACAUGUGGACGGGGACGGUCGGCGGGCAGUGAGCCCGCGGCGGGGGGUGCGGACGAAGCUGAAGAAGCUCGGGGACGCUGCUUACGGAUAGAUCGUCGUGCUGUCGUUGCUGCUUGUACUAACAUCUGUCGAACGUCAAUGAACUGUGUGUGCUGCUGAGUUGCAUCCAA
Molecule: messenger RNA, 1840 nt
Organism: Fomitopsis serialis
Lineage: Eukaryota; Fungi; Basidiomycota; Agaricomycetes; Polyporales; Fomitopsidaceae
Exons: 10
Coding region: 98-1702 (534 amino acids)
Biological process (GO): protein neddylation
Cellular component (GO): cytoplasm
Molecular function (GO): NEDD8 activating enzyme activity
Source: RefSeq, a predicted model, not a curated record